CAGUUUUCUGUCAUCCGCGGUUUGCAAAUUCUACUUUCAUAUUGCUCAAAAGAAAAACAAUUUAUUUAUGAAAUGGGGGACUUGAACGAUAUAAAAUUGUGUGUGAAGUGGAGUGGCAAAGAGUAUGAAUUACCAGAAUUAUCACCGUCAGAUUCCGUAGCAAUGUUAAAAAUCGCCAUCGAAAACGCUACUGGCGUACGGCCGGAAAGGCAGAAACUCCUCAACGUAAAAUUUCAAGGCAAAGUAGCUGCAGACAAUUAUACUCUAUCAGAAUUGAAUCUCAAACCGAAUUUGAAAAUUAUGAUGAUGGGGUCAUUGGAAGAAGCGAUAGAAGAAGCAAGAACGAAACCAGAAGUUGAUGAUGUUGUUAAUGAUUUGGAUAUAGAAGAGGAGGAGGUUGACAUUGAAAACCAAGAGGUGUACCUAGCAAAAAUCAACAAGAGAGUGAAAGAUUACAAAAUCAAUGUACUGAACACACCGAGGGAAGGAAAGAAAUUGCUAGUACUAGAUAUUGACUACACACUCUUUGAUCACAGAUCUGUAGCUGAAACUGGCUAUGAGCUAAUGCGGCCAUAUCUCCAUGAGUUCCUGACGUCAGCAUACGAGGACUACGACAUAGUGAUCUGGUCGGCCACGGGCAUGAAGUGGAUAGAGGAGAAGAUGCGGCUGCUCGGAGUGUCCACGCACCAGAGCUACAAGAUCAUGUUCUAUCUGGACUAUCUGGCAAUGAUAACUGUGCAUACCACUAAAUAUGGAACUAUUGAUGUCAAGCCACUCGGCGUUAUAUGGGGUAAAUAUCCACAAUACAGUCCAAAAAAUACAAUCAUGUUCGAUGAUAUACGAAGAAAUUUCAUAAUGAACCCGAAGAGCGGUUUGAAAAUCAGGCCGUUCCGACAGGCACAUUUAAACCGAGACCGAGACCGGGAAUUAGUGCAUUUGUCCACUUAUUUACGUGAAAUAGCUCAAUAUUGUGAGGAUUUUGAUACUUUAAAUCAUAAAAAAUGGGAAAAAUACAAACCCGACAAGAGCAAAAUCCAACAGGCAGGAAACAAAAGAAAAGCGGAGGACAGCGCGCCGUCGGCGAAGGAAUGACGUUAAUUUUGGCGGGAGCGCCAUUUUGAUUUGAGAAACUGGUAGAAUAUCUGGAGAUUCGAAUGUAGAAUUUGAAUGAUUGUAAAUAGAAAUGUCUUACCAUGAAACGUGUAAAGCCUUGCACUUAAUCUAAGAAAUAGAGACUGCUUAGAAGUCUAUAAAAUAUGUUAUAAGAGAGGCAAGGGAGGUAUUCUAUAUUUAAAAUAUAUAAAAUAAAUAAAAAUAAUGUCUACCAAUUUCUAUAAUCGCAUCUUUUUAAACGUCACACUUUGGAUAGUAAUAAACACCAUAUUAUGAUAAAUAUAGAGCAUCACUAUCUUUUUCGCACAGAUUUAAAUAUAACAACCAGUAUAUUCUACUAGUAACUUAAAUAGUUUAUUGCGCCUUAAAUGAAGACUGCCAACAAAAGACUAUGUUGUGUUUAAGUCAUAGACAUAAAGACUACAGAGAGAUAUUUAAAAAAAAAGGUUGUAAAUAUAGUUUUGAGCGCAACUGCAACACUGCUCGGUAAAACUACCCUAUGGUUUUACAAUAGCUGCGUUUGGACAAUAACAACCAAUAAUAUUAUAUCUACCAAUUACGGCGCGUCUGGUAACUAAAUCUACGUGACCCCGCACCGCCCCGCAGCCCGCUCAUUCCUCGGCUCUUGGUAGGCCAAAGAUACCUAAAAAGCCAACAUGUGCAUUCCUCCUUCCAUUUUUGCUCAAAGAUCUUAAAGUGGGCGUCAAAAUAAGUGAACGUCAGAUUAGAACUAUUAAUUAAAAAAAUGUCCACGUCUUAAUGUCUUUGAUUUAAGUGCAAUAGUGAAAGUAAUAAUUAGGCUAUUUUAAUUUCAUAACUUCGUAUUUAUGAUAGAUAAUAGUAAUAUUUUUCAAUAAAUUUUUUAAUUUU
This is a messenger RNA of Aricia agestis (brown argus), 1983 nucleotides long. It is a transcript of the gene Ublcp1, whose product is annotated as ubiquitin-like domain-containing CTD phosphatase 1. Bases 73 to 1092 code for a protein of 339 amino acids. The record is from RefSeq and is a predicted model, not a curated record. Gene Ontology annotation, biological process: protein dephosphorylation. NCBI's taxonomy places the organism in Eukaryota, Metazoa, Arthropoda, Insecta, Lepidoptera, Lycaenidae. Gene Ontology annotation, cellular component: nucleus. The transcript is spliced from 5 exons. Gene Ontology annotation, molecular function: protein serine/threonine phosphatase activity; protein binding.